This is a messenger RNA of Caenorhabditis auriculariae, 2648 nucleotides long. The record is from the annotation of a GenBank genome assembly. NCBI's taxonomy places the organism in Eukaryota, Metazoa, Nematoda, Chromadorea, Rhabditida, Rhabditidae.
AUGAACCUGGCCAGCGUACCUCUCAUAUUUCAGGUAAUUAUCUUCUUCGUGUUAUAUUUUAAUUUUUUGUAGAAGGCUGUUUUUUGGUUUGCUUGUUAGUCUGAAAACAACGCUCCUGAGUAAAGUGACUCACUCGUUUCUCAAAUCUGAAAUUUUCUAAACGGCUUUUUUUUUCUUAUUUUUUUCAUUCAAUAAAAACUAUUAAUAAUUUAUAUAUUUAAUCUGAGUAUACAUUUUUAUUCUGUGAUUCCAAAUUUUUUUUAGUUAGAUUGUCUUUUACAACAAAAAGGUUUAACAAACCUUUUUGUUGUAAAAUUUGGAGAAUGAAAUAAAAAAAUAAAAAAAUGAAAAAUAACUAUUUUUUUCAAAUUUUUCAGAAUUGUUCAAACAUAUUCAUAGCAAAUAAAGACGAAAAAUAUGCGAAAUGUACGAUUCCAAAAGGAGAAGAUGCUUGUAACCUACUCAAGGUAUCGCUGUAAUAAGGGAAAUCAACCACGUUUCUCCAGGAACUUCACAGGGCCAAAGAGUUCCGAACGUACUUCUUGGCGGUUCUGCCGAUCGUUCUAUCAGUGAUAGCCUUCCUUCUGAACAUAACUUAUUUUGUGAUCCUCAUUCGCUGCUUCAUUUCCGAUGACAAUAAGUGAGUCUUCGACAACUCCUGCCAUAAACAAACAGUUUUUGCAGUUAUCGUAAACGUUACGUCUUUCUGAUGAGUCGGACCGUUUCUAUACUGCUUGCAAACGUGUUGCUGUACGUGGUCGUCAUCGUGUGGAAAAGCGACGGAUUCGUCUAUACUUCCGCCAUGAUCUUCAUCUUUCUCGGCGCCCUCAACUUCCUUUCUGUCACUGGUUCUUUUUCAUGAACCUUCUACAAUUUCUCUCGAUCCAGGUACAUAUAUCGGGCUCACAACGCUGCUCUACACUGCUAUAACUCACAAUUUUUGGUACCGAUAUUCUUUGCGACUGAAGCACUGCGUCGCCGGAGUCGCUCUAAUGUGGCUCCUCUCUGCGGCUUCGUCGGUUUGUUUUUUUUUCUUCUUAAAUUUAAGAAUGCGUCACAAGCUUUUCAAGCAAGGUGCUAUUUCUUUGGGUGAAAAAAGGAAAACCGUCGAGUUUUUUUGUAUUUAUUAAAAAUCGUUUUGUUGCUUUUUAUUUUCACCGUCCCGGUUGAAUGGAAGUGUUCAGAGAAUAUAUUACCGCUGAAGAGGAUCCUGUUCGAGAUUUCAUCAAACUUUAGCUUUUCCGUUCAUCUUCUUGUUGUAGAUUUGUGUUGGACUCUGGGGGGCGACUCUGUUUUAUCCGGAUUCGGCUCCAGUCAGCUGCGAGUUGGAAACCUGCCAACGUCCUCUCGCAAUCUGUAUCGGUUCGUCUCAUGAUCGAUACCAAAAUCUUGUACAAAAAUUCAAAAAAUUUAUCAACAAAAACGGUUGGAAAAGGCGAAAAUAUUGGAGAGGGGCAUACGUUUCAUGCUUUGGGAUCAUUUUUUUCUCUCGAGAUCAAAAUUCUACAAAAUAUCCCACUGACCUUGUCUUCGCCUCUCAAAAGUUCUAAAGAAGUUUCCAGUUGUCUGCUUGGCUCUUUGUUACUCCACAGUUCUUGGUCUCUACGUUCUGAUGAUGAUAAGACUGCAUCUGAUCACUCGCAAUUCGACUUUUGUGAAGGUGAGCUCGGAGACCUGAGAGAAAUAGUUAUUUUGUCUGUCAGACCAAGUCGGCGACCAACAACAUGACUGCAAUAAAGCGACUCGGCCUCAAUAUGCUCACUUUCGCGGUCGGGACGAUCCCCAUUCUGAUCGUCUGUAUUGUGGCAGUCAGCAACCUGGGUGAAUUGGCUUUUUUGGGUGAGAAAGGCUUUGGAUCACUUCGACAUCCAGUUACUUUCAGGGGAAGGUGACAAGACGCCUUGCAAGUCUUUCACGAACAGUCCUUUAUUCGUCGAAGUUGAAAUUCUCGCCAGCGUCGCUGCGAUUGUUUGGCAAGCUUUUUUUUUUGAAUAUCUUUAUCCUUUUUUUUGAAUAUUUUUUUCUCUCACAGGUCAUUAAUGUUCCUGAAAUAUUGGAUGAGGAAAAAAAUUAUAUCAAAGUAUAGCAGACACAAAAAAAUUUUUUUUUAUCUUACUCAAGUUUUCUUUUCAGCGUGGAAGAGAUUCCUUCUAAUUUUUUUCAAAGUUAAAAUAUGCCAAACCUAUGAUGCAUGUGUACAAAAUUUUUUUAUGUGCAAUCAAACCUUUUUGAAAAAUUUAUUCCCCUCAAAUUUUUUUGUUAGCAUCACCUUUAAACUGAAUGAACAGACCUCUGCAAUUAAAAAAAAUUUUUUCAUUGUUAUCUUUUUUGAAACUUUCUAUUUUGGCUUCAGACAUUUCUGCGAUCCAGCUCGAAUUUUUUCAAACUAGAUUUCGCAAAAGUCUUUGUAAGCAUACUGAUGAUAAAAUCGAGUUUAGGUUGAUUGCGAUGAUAAUUGAUCCGGUGAUCAACACGCUGGCCGACCAGAAGAUGAGCCGCAUGUUCAAGAAUGGAGUGAGCACGACCUUUUUUUCAGAAACUUCCAAAGUCUCGCGUUUCAGGCAGUUCGCCUCGGAAGGAGCAUUAAGAGCCUCAGGACCUUGUCCACCCAAAGGACCAAAGUUCAAUCCACAGCCGAAAACGAAUGA